Molecule: messenger RNA, 674 nt
Organism: Labrus bergylta (ballan wrasse)
Lineage: Eukaryota; Metazoa; Chordata; Actinopteri; Labriformes; Labridae
Gene: tsr2
Product: TSR2 ribosome maturation factor
Biological process (GO): maturation of SSU-rRNA from tricistronic rRNA transcript (SSU-rRNA, 5.8S rRNA, LSU-rRNA)
Cellular component (GO): nucleus
Source: RefSeq, a predicted model, not a curated record
CUUCAGUCUGUCAGAUCCAACAUGGCGGCCUCCACAGCUUCACGUGAGCUUUUCUCGGAGGGAGUCCGAGCGGUUCUGCACAGCUGGCCCGUCCUCCAGAUCGCUGUGGAUAACGGGUUUGGCGGUGUGUACGGGCAGCAGAAAGCCGAUUGGAUGGUUGACGUGGUCCAACAGUAUUUCCAUGACAACGCUGACCUGCAGCAGUCUGAGGUCGAGGACUUCAUCGCUCAGCUGAUGGAUCAGGAGUUUGACACAGUGGUGGAUGAUGGGAGUUUACCUGAGGUAACGCUCAGUCUGCAGCAGAUGUUCAGUCAGUGGCAGCAGGGGGCGCUGCAGCAGCUCCAACACACCAUCAACACUCUAACCCAGAAGAAGAUUCAGAGGGCAAAGGUCACAGCUCCGCCCCCACAGUCUGAUGAAGACAGCGAUGAAGACGACACAGGGGGGAUGGAGUGUGAGUCAUCUGGCCCGUCAGUCAGCAGGACAGAAGCUCCGCCCCCUCAUGAAGAAGAUGACGGCUGGACGGUGGUGCGUAAGAAGAAGUGAACAGAGGGAGCUGACCUAUGACCUCAGCAAAGGACUGUUUGACAUAAACUGUGUGUGUGCGUGUGUGUGCGUGUGUGUGUGUGUGCUUAAAUCAAGCCGUUCCCCGGUUUUUGAAAUGUUUUUAUAUU